AGCGCGAAAAAUUAAAAAAAAAUAAAAAAAACAAAUAAACUCGGAAUCAAAGGGGCGCCAGUUGGGAAUCAUCGCACCCCAUUUUUUGGAUCCCCAAAACACGGUAAAAUCCAAGUAAUUCGAGACAGUUGGGAGGUAUGAAGUCUGUUCCUGAGCCACCUGGAGUAGAGGAUCUCAGUACUAGUUCGGAAUUUUUAUCGCUGGCAUGUUCUGUUAAGAAAGUAACACGCUCUGUUUUAAAGUCUGAAAGUGAUGUUUUGUUAAAGCAACAAGAAAAGCUGGUAAAUGGUCAUGUAUAUAGCAAAGAUGACAAUGGACAUGCUUUGAGAUCCCUGAAAAAAAGACAAGAAGUGCAGAAUCUGCCAGCAGUGGAGUUGAGAGGUUGUAACAUGGAAGUAACAAAAGAAAAUGGGACAGAAGGAAGACAUUUCACUAGACAAUCUGCCAGGCUGCAAGCUGGGAAUAAAAAAGAAGAUACUAAAGAUGGUUCCAGUUCAAAAACGAGGAGUGCAUCUGUUGCAGAUGAACAUACUCAUGAAGAAAAUGGUGAUGCUGAGGUUAGAAGAAGUUGCAGGCUCAGAAGAAAUAGAUACGAGAACUUAAACCAGUCCAUGCUGUUCGAUAAACUGAUAACGAACACUGCAGAGGCAGUAUUGCAAAAGAUGGAUGAUAUGAAGAAGAUGAGAAGAAGGAUGAGAGAAUUUGAAAAUCGAAGAGACUUUAACGAUACAGAGGAAGAAGAGAACCUUCCUAUGUAUUCUCGAGUGAAACAAAAGAAUAUUCAGGCAGCAGAUGAAGAUGAAACUACUGAUAAUCAGGACGAUGGUACUGGAACUGCAGAAUCUACUGAAGAGGAAGGUGAAGAGAAUGAGGAAGAUGAAGAUGGAGAAGAUCAUCAAAAACGUUAUGAUUUUAGGCAGAGAAAAGCCAUUGAAAGGUACCAGGCCCCAUUAUCAGAACCCAGACACAAGAAACCCAGGUUUUACAGCGACUCCCCUUCCCCUGUGAGUCGAAGAUAUCGAUUUGGAUCUGCUGGACCAAGAAGUCCCUUUCGGAAAAGAAGGGUCAACCGGUGUAGACAUGCAAUACAUAGCAGUGACUCCACUUCCUCCUCAUCCUCCUCCUCCUCCUCUUCUGAUGAUGAAGACCAUUUUGAGAAACGGAGGGCUAGAGGCAGAAGCAGGACAGUACUCAGAGGCUGCUUAUUUUAUGGCCCACCCGGCACAGGAAAGACUCUCGUUGCUAGAGCACUUGCCAAUGAAUGCAGCAUAGGAGAUAGAAGAGUUUCUUUCUUUAUGAGGAAAGGUGCUGACUGUUUGAGUAAAUGGGUGGGAGAGUCAGAACGGCAGCUUCGGUUGUUGUUUGAUCAGGCUUACUCACUUCGCCCUUCAAUAAUUUUCUUUGAUGAAAUAGAUGGAUUAGCACCUGUCAGAUCUAGCAGACAAGAUCAGAUUCACAGUUCCAUAGUAUCUACAUUACUGGCACUCAUGGAUGGUUUAGAUAGUCGUGGAGAAGUUGUGGUGAUUGGAGCUACUAAUAGGCUGGAUUCCAUUGAUCCUGCACUACGUCGUCCUGGACGUUUUGACCGGGAGUUUCUGUUUAAUCUUCCUGAUAGAGAUACAUUUUACUUUUAUCUUGGCAUCUCUAAAAUAGUGACCUCUUUGAAAGAGCAUAAUGAUAGUUGUAUUUUGAAAUUAUCAUUAACACUUCUACUUGCAUCCUGCAGGAGUGCCUGUCUCCACCCAAUGUCUUAUAGACCUAGACUGCUGCUGGCAGGAAGACCUGGUUCAGGUCAGAGCACACACCUAGCUCCUGCAUUGCUUCAUAAAUUGGAAAAAUUUACUGUACACACACUAGAUCUCCCAGUUCUCUUUGGAAUCAGUGCCACAUCUCCAGAAGAAUCGUGUGCUCAGAUUUUCCGUGAAGCCAAAAGGACUGCACCAAGCAUAGUGUACAUUCCUUGUAUCUAUAUGUGGUGGGAAACUGUGAGUGAUGCUCUGAGGGCUAUUUUUAUGAUGUUAUUGCAAGGCAUUCCUUCAUUUUCGCCAAUUCUUUUACUAGCAACAUGUGAAGUGCCUUAUAAAGAUUUAUCUGAAGAGAUUAAGGCGAUCUUCCUUGAAAGUCACGGCCAUGUUUUCAGUGUUGAGUUGCCCAGCAGAGAAGAAAGGAGGAAAUUCUUUAGUGAUCUGAUCUUAAUCCAAGCAGCUAAACCUCCAGCAUCUAGAAAGAAAGCAGUUUUGCAAGCACUGGAAGUGCUGCCAGUAGCUUCUCCACCUGAACCAAGAAAACUAACAGAGGAGGAGAUGAAGCGUCUGGAAGAACAGGAAGAAAACACUCUGCGAGAAUUACGGAUUUUCCUGAGAAAUGUUACCCACAGACUGUGUAUUGAUAAACGCUUCAGAAUCUUUACAAAACCAGUUGAUCCAGAGGAGGUUCCAGAUUAUUAUGCUGUAAUCAAACAGCCAAUGGAUCUCUCAAAUGUUAUGAAGAAAAUAGAUUUGCACAAUUACUGCACUGCAAAGGAUUACCUGAAAGAUAUUGAUCUGAUGUGCAGUAAUGCUUUGGAGUACAACCCUGACACUGAUCCAGCAGGUCGUUCACUCAGGCACAGAGCCUGUACUUUGAAGGAUACAGCUUAUGCUAUUUUGAAAGAAGAAUUAGAUGAGGAAUUUGAGAAAUUCUGUGAGGAAAUUCAAGAAUCGCGGAAAAAACGAGGUUGCUGUUCUUCAAAGUUUGCACCUUCGUAUUGCCAUGUACUGCCAAAACAAAACUUUUCUUCAGAGUGCAGGUUACCAGAGUCUGACCAUUUGAAUAAAAAGUCAGAGAAUCAUACCAUGUCAGUGGUUUCAAGCACUCCUGUUUCAGCAUCAUCGUCAAGGAAACGACAUAGAAGACGGAGUCAGUGGAGCUGUGGCACUAUUGCAAAGAAAAAGAAGUAUUCGCACAGUACAAAGGAUGACAAAGUAGAAACUGAAGGCGAUAGAGGUGAACAUGAUUCCAGCAUGGAACUCACAGAGGGUGAAAUCAAUGAGGAUUCUGUUAUAGAAAAUGAAUCUGACAGUGCCUUGCAAGACAAUUUUGUGCAUAAUUCCACUUCACCUAGAUCUUACACAGAUCAGUCAAAAACAAAAAUACAGUCCACUGUUAAAGGUAAUGCGGCAGAAUCACUGACUGUACAAGAAAGCUCUAAUGCAGAUGCAAAAAAGAAGGAAACCAAAAGCUGCAAUGAAGAAAACUCAGCACUGGAUUGCAGUCCCCAAAAUUAUUUAAACAAUGAAACAGCUGUACUGCGUAUGACACGUGCAAGACGUUCACAAGUGGAACACCAGCAGCAUAUAGAUGUUGAAAAAGCACUAGAUAUUCUUUCAUCCCAAACUCCUCAACUUGUUGUGGAUCAUGAACGGCUGAGGACCCUAUUAAAAACUGUGACAGAGAAGACUGAAGGCUUCACCGUAUUCGAUCUUGAAAAGGUGUAUGCAGUUCUGAGUCAGUGCAUUUAUCAGCAUCGCAAGAGUUAUGACAAGACUGAUCUGAUAGAGAAUAUGGAGAAAGAAGUUGACAAUUUUCAGAGAUGAGAGAAAACACGGACCUAGUUGUCAUGUUUGGUAUUCACUUUCUAGAUUGUUCUGACAGAAAUGUCCUUUUAUUAAUUUUUGCAGGAACCUAAAUAAAAUAUUUCGCUUGUAAAUGUAUAUUAUUUUCAUAUAUUGAAAAAUGUAUGUAUAUUUUAACGUGUUGGCACUGUAUAGUUUGUGGCUAGAGAGGUCACAUAUAUGCGAUUACAUUCUGCAGAAGGUUUUUAAUAUAAAUAUCUUUAAAAUUAUCUGCUGAAUGUAUGAAAUGUACAUUUUAAUGUAUUGAAAUUUUUGGAAGAAGUCCGUACCACUUUCUUGAUUAGCUAAUGUAUCUUCAGUGGAAGAAAAGGUUUUCUCAAACGUGUAUAAAGGAUGCACUAGAAGGUGGAGUUUCAACUCAUAUUAGAUUGGUUUAGUUCCUCUACAUGGCACCAUGGAAAAUAAUUCUAAUGGACUUUUAAUAAACUGCUUUCAGAAUAUCAAAAUUUUAAAUAUGGAUGAUCAGUUUUAAUGUUUUUUUUUAAAUGAGCAUUUAUUACACCCAAUGCUUAUCAGUGAUGACUGUAUCAUUCAUUAGAAAUUUUGUUCAAAGUUGUUUUAUUGCAGACUGUAAGGAAUUUUCUAGAUUAAGUUCUGAAUGUUAUUUCUUAAUUUAUUUCUUAAUAAAAUAAUCAAAAUGA
Messenger RNA from Protopterus annectens (West African lungfish), 4255 nucleotides. It is a transcript of the gene ATAD2, whose product is annotated as ATPase family AAA domain containing 2. The record is from RefSeq and is a predicted model, not a curated record. Gene Ontology annotation, cellular component: nucleus. Gene Ontology annotation, molecular function: ATP binding; chromatin binding; histone binding. Gene Ontology annotation, biological process: positive regulation of transcription by RNA polymerase II. The transcript has 23 exons. Lineage: Eukaryota; Metazoa; Chordata; Ceratodontiformes; Protopteridae. The coding region runs from base 138 to 3575 and encodes 1145 amino acids.